Apis laboriosa (Himalayan honeybee) is the source of this 1524-nucleotide messenger RNA. Its product is annotated as phospholipid phosphatase 1-like. The coding region runs from base 450 to 1439 and encodes 329 amino acids. The transcript is spliced from 5 exons. Gene Ontology annotation, molecular function: phosphatidate phosphatase activity. NCBI's taxonomy places the organism in Eukaryota, Metazoa, Arthropoda, Insecta, Hymenoptera, Apidae. The record is from RefSeq and is a predicted model, not a curated record. Gene Ontology annotation, biological process: phospholipid dephosphorylation; signal transduction; phospholipid metabolic process.
UUGUCUGAUAAUUUAUCAAGAAAGUAUUCAUUUCUUUUUUUAUAUGUAAAUAUCAAUUAAAUUUAAGAAGAAAAUUCAAAAAAAUUUAAAUAUCAAUUAUAUUGCGAUCUAAACUUUUAUAUUGAGAGAACAAUUGCUUGAUCAUCGUGAGAAGUGAUACAAUAUCGUCAGUUAUACGCAUGCGUUUCAGUUGAAUGUAUACUUAGUGUAUUGCUUCACGUAACAAGGGCACAGUACCGUGUGUGACAUUGAAUCUACCGGUAUUCGAAGUGAGAGGAUUCCUCUUCUUCUUUCUCUCUAUUUUCUCCCCCUUUCUAUUAUUAUCCUUCCUUAUUUCUCUUCCUUCUAUUUUUCUUUAUUCCUCCCCUUUCCUUUCUUUAUUCAUUUAUUUUUUCUUUCUCUAUUAUUCUUAUUUUUCUUUUUUUUUAUUUUUAUUUUUAUUAAAUUUAAUGCUAAUUCUUUAUAAUUACGUACUAAAUUUGCAUAACAUGGACAAGAAUAAACGUGAGAGAAAGAUAGCUUCACGAUGGAGAAAUUUUAAACGAAUGCUGCUAAUUAAACGAAAUUUAUAUUGUCUCAUUAUCGUACUUCUAGGAGUAUUGGAAUUCAGAGCAGUUCCGCGACAGUAUAUUGGGUUUUAUUGUAAUGAUCCAAAAAUUUCUUUCAAGUUCAAAGGAGAUACAAUUUCUAAUUCAUUUUUAAUAUUUGGAUGUCUUUUAAUACCAAUUAUAGUGAUGUGGAUAGCUGAAUUUUUAUGUUAUCCUGCAAGUAGUUAUGCUACUGAAUUAGGAUAUGUUGGUUCGAGAGCAAAACAGAUAUGGUUGUGGUAUAGACAAUUUUUAAUUGGAUCUGUUAGUUUAUUGUUUACAUGUGAAGUUAUAAAAACUGUAAUUGGCGAACCAAGACCGCACUUUUUGGAUACGUGUAAACCACGAGAGGCUGAGAAUUGUACCGAUGGAUACGUGGAAAAAUAUACAUGUACAAAUACAAAUGUUUCAGAUUGGAGUAUCUUAGAUUCUAGUAGAUCAUUUCCAUCUGGUCAUUCUUGUCUUUCCAUGCAUACAACUAUUUUUAUUAUAUGUUAUAUACAGCGCCGUUUGCCAGAUCGCUCAGUUAUGCUAAAACCGUGGUUACAAUUGUUGAUGUGCAUGUGGACCGUAGUAUGCUCAUUAACCAGACUUGUUGACAAUAGACACCACUGGUGGGAUGUACUCGCAGGCAUCAUUAUGGGUUUUAUUUGUGGCACAGUAAUUGUUAACGUACUGUGUUGUAAGUUUCAUAUAAAUAGAAAAGUUUCACAAAUCUACUGUGAAAAUGGACAAGUUAAUAUUGAUUAUGAGACAAAACAAAACGGCAAAAAACUUUUACACGAAACAACAAUUGACCUUUCAGAAAAUCGUGAAUUAAAAAAUGUUAAGUCAUCGACAUGGAAAGAAUAAAAAUCAAAAAUUCAUAAUGUAUAAUGGAAAAAAAUUCAAUUUGCAAAAGAAACAUUCGAAAAAAUUAUAUAUAUUUUUAAAAAAG